Nestor notabilis (Kea) is the source of this 306-nucleotide messenger RNA. RefSeq names its product solute carrier family 48 (heme transporter), member 1 (gene SLC48A1). Gene Ontology annotation, biological process: heme transport. NCBI's taxonomy places the organism in Eukaryota, Metazoa, Chordata, Aves, Psittaciformes, Psittacidae. Gene Ontology annotation, molecular function: heme transmembrane transporter activity; heme binding. Gene Ontology annotation, cellular component: plasma membrane; lysosomal membrane. The record is from RefSeq and is a predicted model, not a curated record. The annotation marks the transcript as partial. The transcript has 2 exons.
GGUGUUCUGGCGCUCUGGGCCCUAAUCACGCAUGUGAUGUAUGUGCAGGAUUACUGGAGGACCUGGUUAAAAGGGCUGAGGUUCUUCCUCUUCAUUGGGAUCCUCUUCUCAGCUCUCUCCGUGGUGGGAUUCUGCACCUUCCUUGUUCUGGCCAUCACCAAGCACCAGUCCCUGACUGAUCCCAAAAGCUACUACUUGUCCUGCGUCUGGAGCUUCAUGGCCUUGAAAUGGGCCUUCCUGCUCAGUUUCUACGCUCACCGCUACAGGAACGAGUUUGCAGACAUCAGUAUCCUCAGUGACUUCUAA